This is a messenger RNA of Erythranthe guttata (spotted monkey flower), 2605 nucleotides long. RefSeq names its product pentatricopeptide repeat-containing protein At1g26460, mitochondrial. Lineage: Eukaryota; Viridiplantae; Streptophyta; Magnoliopsida; Lamiales; Phrymaceae. The record is from RefSeq and is a predicted model, not a curated record. Gene Ontology annotation, molecular function: protein binding.
UACUUUUGGAUCGAGGUCAACGCGCCUUCUUCACUCACGCGCGCAUUUAUUUUUGGAUUAUUUUAAAAAUAUAAAAAGAAAUUUGCCCCGCCAUUAUCACAUUGAUCAAAACCAACAACAAUUCUGCAAAAACCCCCAAAAAAACCCUAGCAAUGAAUCUUCCAUCUCCAACCAUGAAAUUGACAGAUUAAAUAUAUACAUUUCGCCGGAAAAAAUGGUACUGGCACCAUUUUUAGCGAAAUCUCGACCGUUCAUCAGGCUGCCGAACUUCAAAUCCAUCUCCACCUUCGCCCACCUCUGCCAACAAUCGCAGCCGGCGGAGCCUCCGCCGUCGCAGAAUCCACUACCCCCAAACCCUAAAUCCCUCAGUUCUACCCUCUCUGAUUCUCCCGUAAUUACCGCCGCUCAAGUACACAUCAGCUACGGGUUUCUCCCCGGAAAAUUCGAUGAGCAAAUGAAAUCGCUAGCGAAAAUGCUCGACUCGAAGAGUUUGAUUGAUCAGUUAGCGGAUUGGAUGACGGAACAUCGAUGGGCGGAAGUGAAGCAGCUGUUCGAGUUCUGGAUUAGGUCUUUGGAUAAUAGCGGGAAGCCGAACAAGCCUGACGUGAAUCUGUAUAACCAUUAUUUGAGGGCGAGUAUGCUGUUGGGGACGCCUCCGGGGGAACUGCUCAAUAUCGUGGCGCAAAUGGACGAUUGUGGGGUAUUGCCUAAUACUGCGUCGUUUAACCUUGUGCUCAAGGCUAUGCAGCUGGCCGGUGAAUCACGGGCAGCUGAGAGAUUGAUCGGAAGGAUGCUUCAGAUAGGAAAAGAACACGGGAACUGUUUGCCCGAUGAUGAGUCAUAUGACUUGAUUGUUAAUGUGCUUCUUUCUACAAACCAGAUCGAAUCUGCCAUCAAGAACAUAGAUAUGAUGCUGAAAUCUGGAUAUAUGUUGUCAGUGACUACAUUCAUAGGCUGUGUCCAAACUUGUGUUAAUAAUGGGAGGCUGGAUACCUUGGUAUCAGUUAUAGAGAGAUGCAAGAAAUCGGACCAAAACAAAUAUUUACGUCCUCCUUGGCGUACGUGUAAUUUUAUUGCUGACAUUGCAAUGCAAUCAGAUAACAGCGACUUAACUUAUUAUGCCCUUGAAUUCAUGGCCAAAUGGAUUGCUCAAGGAGAAACAGCGAGCCCCUCUGUUCUUCUCUCUGUGGAUGAAGGAUUAGUUGUCUCUGCUCUCGGAACUGCUGGUCGAACGUACAAUUCGAGGCUCUUGGGUGGCUCGUGGGCUGUACUGAAGCGUUCAUUACGCCAAAAGAAGGUUCCUCGUCCUGAAUCAUACAUUGCGAAAAUUUAUGCUUAUGCUAAUUCGGGGAACCUACAAAUGGCUUUUAGUACUCUACAAGAUUUUGAGGUUGACCAUGGAAAUUCUAACAAAGACGAUGGAGAAGGUCUUUUCUCUCCAUUUUAUUCUCUGAAUCCUCUGGUCGUCGCCUGCUCCAAGAAAGGUUUCACGACUUUGGAUACUGUUUAUCACCAGCUGGAGAAUUUAAGUCGAGCUGAUCCUCCAUAUAAGUCUAUUGCUGCUUUAAAUUGUAUAAUUCUUGGCUGUGCAAACAUAUGGGAUCUUGAUCGUGCUUACCAGACCUUUAAUGACAUCAAUGCAACUUUUGGAUUGACCCCUAAUAUACAUUCAUACAAUGCCCUGAUAUGUGCCUUUGGGAAACUCAGCAAGAGAGAUGAAGCUGUAAAAGUAUUUGAGCACUGCAUUGGAUUAGGUGUGAAACCAAACAUGACUACGUAUUCUCUACUUAUUGAUGCUCAUCUUACUACACGGGAUCCCAAAGCUGCUCUGGCUGUGAUUGAUCACAUGAUGGGUGCCGGUUGUGAGCCAUCGAAGGAAAUGCUAAAGAAGGUUCGGAGGCGAUGUGUUCGAGAGAUGGAUUAUGAAUCUGAUGAAAAGGUAGAAUCUUUGGCCAGACAGUUCAAAAUUCGCAUGGGCACCGAGGUUCGACGUGACCUACUGUUUAAUCUUCACUACAUCACAGAUUAUUCAUGAAAUUUGCCAGGAUGUUCCAAACAUGAAAUGACAGGAAAGCCCUCGUCAGCAAUUUUACAGGAAAACAAAUUUCCGAAAAAUUUUACGUUCUGCUGUCGGAUUUUACCAUAGCUUUCUUUGAGUAAAUGCUUCUGUAAGUGAAGGAAACAUUCGAUAUCAUUGCACUGAUGAAGCCGGUCCAGUUAAAGGAAAGUUCCGUCAUAGACGCCAUUGACACACCUGGAUAGCAGUCCAGAGAUCACACAACUUAAAAAAAUUCGAGUUCAAUUUCCUUUUUUCGGUCGAUGGAUCGUAAUUCUUGUUGACUUACCCAUUACAACAGGGGCUAACGACAGCCAAAGUGGCAGCGGAAUCUGGUUGCCUAAGAUAAACUGUGAAGCAGCAGCACUGAAGAAUGGCUCCAACGCUGUGUUUUGUACACAAACAGAGGCAAGUAGUUAAGGUUUUUAGUUUCUUUGUCAACUUAGUUCGAAUAGAUUCAUUCGUGUUUGUCGAACAUAUACACAAAUAUACCUUUGAUGGUAUGUGUGAAAGAGACAGCAACUGCUGCAAACGAUACGUUUGACAUGA